Coccidioides posadasii C735 delta SOWgp is the source of this 1227-nucleotide messenger RNA. RefSeq lists its product as uncharacterized. The record is from RefSeq and is a predicted model, not a curated record. Gene Ontology annotation, molecular function: protein phosphatase inhibitor activity. NCBI's taxonomy places the organism in Eukaryota, Fungi, Ascomycota, Eurotiomycetes, Onygenales, Onygenaceae. Gene Ontology annotation, biological process: regulation of signal transduction.
UCAGCGUCAGCUGAAAACUGAAGGGCAAAAGAAUACGCCCGGAUCUCAGACACCGUCUCGAGAAUUACAGACCUCCUCUCUUCCGGCUCUAUCUUUUCGGUUUUUCCCUCGACAACCCUCCUCCUCCGCAUUCCUUUACCCCGCUCGAAACUCACCUGGACAUGCAAUUACAUGUCUAACUCCAAGAGAAAGUUCAAGGAUCGAGCUCACUCACUUGUCCGAACUUAAGAACGGCACCAGUUUAUAGCAUGGCAACGCAACAAAUACCGGUUCCUCACUCCGGUGAGAACAUGCCAAAGCGACCCAAGGGCAUACUCAAAAAUUCCUCUUCUUCGCUCCAGACCACAUCCUUCUCGCCUCCUGGCCAAGCACAAACCUCUCCCACCUCUCCUCAAUCCCUUUUUAAGGCACAUUCACCCCUCGACAACAAGGAACUUACCCUCCAAAACACCAUCUACAAUGCUGGCAAGCAAUACAACCCCGCAUCUCGACGUCAGUCCACUGCUUCGAAAUCUAACGGUGCCGAUGAAAACUCCCCCAGAUUAAAGUGGGACGAAGUAAAUCUAUAUCUCACCGAGCAGGAGCGAUCGUCCACGAUGAAAAUCGAUGAGCCGAAGACCCCGUACGUCCCGCAUUAUGACCCUGAUCUAGAGGAGGAUGACGAGGACGAUCCGGACGUUGGAGGUAUCGAUGCAGAUGAUGUUGCUGUGGAUGAGUUGGACAUGUACAACGCUUCGAAGAAGGUUGGGCGGCAUCGAAGAGUCCGAGAGGAUGAUAUCCCUGAUUUAGAUUUGGGAGAACCAGAGGAGCCAUAUUGGCAGGAUACGAAUGAUGAUUCGAGAAUUACGAAGGUGCGGACUAUGAGCGAUGCUAGCAUGAGUGGAAAACCGGAGAAGCAUGUAGUGGUGGGCGAAGACGUCGGAGAUGCGCUUCAUCGGACACAGAGCCAGGAAGAGAGGGAGAAGCAUACCGCAUUCGAAGAGCGACGAAAGAAGCAUUACGAAAUGUCUGGUGUCAAGAAUCUCCUGGCGCAUCCAGAAAAUGCCGAUGACCUGGAGGACGAUGAUAACGACGAGGAUACCUCCAAACAGCCCCCUCCAAUCCCUGGUCUCCCAGAACGUUUUGCCAAAUCAUAACUAUGCCCACAUAAUUUUUUCCUUUUUUUGCCUUCAAGAUCCUUAUACGUGUACUAUCCACUUAUCCAUUAUUCACUAUUCCCCAGCUAGA